Molecule: messenger RNA, 2181 nt
Organism: Bombina bombina (fire-bellied toad)
Lineage: Eukaryota; Metazoa; Chordata; Amphibia; Anura; Bombinatoridae
Product: zinc finger BED domain-containing protein 4-like
Exons: 2
Coding region: 423-1541 (372 amino acids)
Molecular function (GO): DNA binding
Source: RefSeq, a predicted model, not a curated record
UAGUAAGUAAUGUGUGUGCUGUGCAAUGCAUUGCUAAUAUGUCAUCAACAAACGAUAUCUGAGAAGUAUGAAGCAAAUUAAAUAAUAGAAGUUAGUUAUGAUGUUUAUUUAAAAUUGUAUUCUCUAUCUGAAUCAUGAAAGUAAAUGUUUGGGUUUCAUUGCACCUUUAAGUGUGUAAUAUAUUACAGUAACUUACAGUGUCAGUGAGUGAUGUCCCCUGCAAUGCAAUUUGUUUUAAAAUUUAUGUUCGCAAAAUGUAUGGCAUUGGCAAAGUAGUUGAAGUUACUAGUACUUGUUGAUUUUACAUUUGCGGCUUGACAUUUUGACAACUGGAACUUAGUGUUUUUUCUUUUUUUUUAACACUGACAGAGUUCGACGUUGACAACAACAUCAUCCGUCACAUAUGUACAUGUCAUGCUAAAAUGACAGAGGUAGACAAAAAAGAUAGAGAGAUAAAAAAUGCACCUAGCAUUUUAAAAGCAAGCAUCUGGGCACAUUUUGGAUUUUAUGAACAUACUGGAAAGCACGAAUUGGACAAGACACACGCGGUUUGUAAAGCCAGUCACACAAAAAUUAAAUACCUAGGGAAUACUACUAACUUGAGAAAUCACGUUAGACGUUUUCACUCUGAGAUGCUAACCCCUGCCACUGCCGCCAGUGCCACUGCCAAGGAAAUAACAAGACUAGCUGAAGCUCAUCAGCCAAGAAUUGAUGCAAUGCUGUCAACUUUGCCACCCAACUCUGAAAAAGGGAAGAGAAUAACCAAAGCUGUGGCAACUUUCAUAGCGAAGGACCUACGGCCUUACUCUGUUUUGGAAAACCUUGGGUUUCGCAACCUGUUGAAGACACUAGAGCCACGUUAUAAGAUCCCGUCACGCAAUCACUUAACAGAAAACGUUAUACCUGCACUCUACCACGAAACAAAAGCUCAGGUAAUUGCAUCAAUGAGCCAAGCCAGUCGAGUCGCAAUAACGUGUGAUUCAUGGACUUCAGUCACGACGGAGUCUUAUGUAACAGUAACUGCACAUUACGUUAGCAAGGACUGGAAGAUCUUGUCGCAUGUGCUGCAAACGAGAGCAGUUUAUGAGUCUCACAUGGGUUCUCAUCUGGCGGAGCUACUGUCUCGUGUUGUGGAAGAAUGGCAGCUGUCCGAUAAAUCUGUAGUGCUUGUGACCGACAAUGCGUCAAACAUGAUUGUUGCUGCUCAAGUUGGAAAAUUCCCUCAUGUAAAAUGCUUCGCCCAUACACUGAAUCUCGCAUCCCAGCGGGCGCUGAAAGUGGCCACGCUCUCCAGGCUUUUAGGCAGAGUGCGACGAAUAUCAACAUUUUUUCACCGCAGCACUACAGCAAACCACUGUCUGAAAGAAAAACAGAAAUGUCUUGGUCUGAAGAAUCAUAAGCUGAUAACUGAUGUGACAACAAGGUGGAACAGCUCAUAUGACAUGGUCGAGAGGUUCCUAGAACAGCAACCUGCAAUCUGUGCCACAUUGUUGUCUCCAGAAGUCAGAAAAAGUGAGUCAGAUCUCUGCACUCUCAACUAAACAGAUGUGUCAAAUGCAGAGGAUGCUGUGAGUGCAUUAAAGCCAAUGAAAGAUGCAACCACACUGAUGUCAGAAGAGCGCAAUCCAACUGUUUCUCUCAUUGCCCCUCUAAAUGCACAACUGCUCCAGAACAUGACAGACACCAUGGGAGACACACCCAUGAUCCAUGAGAUCAAGAAUGCCAUCAAAACAGAUCUCCUGAAGAGGUACAGCAGUGAGGCAGAGAAGAAGAUACUUUAUACAGCCUCUGCCCUGGAUCCUCGUUUUAAGGGACUGCCUUUUAUUCUCACAGAGGAGGAGAGAUUGGAGAUAUACAGAGGAGUGACUGAGGAGGCUGCAUCCUUGGAGAUUGAGUGUACUAGUACAGUUACAUCUAGGAGGACAAACGUGGAUGAAGUGCCACUGCCUGAGGGAAAAGAAACUCUGGAAGAAGAAUCACCCAUCGAGGAGGAUAACCCUUCUCCUCCCAAAAGAAAGUCCACAUCGCUGCUCAUGACUUUGCUGGGACAGUCUUUCACUGACACUGAAGGUACAAUAGAACCCAAGACCCCCUAUGCCAAGGCUGAAGAGGAAAUAGAGAAAUAUUGUAAAGCCCCAUCUCUGCCUCUCACUGAAGACCCUUUGAAAUGGUGGCAUGUAC